Molecule: messenger RNA, 729 nt
Organism: Lasiodiplodia theobromae
Lineage: Eukaryota; Fungi; Ascomycota; Dothideomycetes; Botryosphaeriales; Botryosphaeriaceae
Exons: 3
Coding region: 1-729 (242 amino acids)
Source: RefSeq, a predicted model, not a curated record
AUGAUUCCUAUUUGGGUCCCGGCCGACUCAGGCGACGAAGUCGCCAACCGCCUGCGCGCCUCUUGUGUCUCAUUUCUGAAUCCUACUGACAAGAAGGACCAGGAUAUCAACGUCGUCCAGAGGUACGCCUGGUACAAGGCUGUUCCAGCCUGGGCGAGCGGCGACUUCUGGACUGUGCGCAUCGACCACUUCAUUAUACCUUUGCCGAGCAGCUCGUUUCCCAUUCUGGACAGCAUCAUGGAAGCUGAGCAUGGCAGCGACAAGAAGCCCGUCACCUUCUUCACCACCAAGACCAUCCUUCCGGGUGGCCUGUACACCUACCACCGCUUCGUUCACGAGGACGGCGUGAUCCAGAAGCGCAACCUUCUCGGCUUCCUCGACCCGCUUGCCACCGCUGACAUCAACGCCACGCGUCCGUUGCUUCGCGACGCCUUCCACUUGCCUUCCGAGAUGCAGACUCAGGACAAGAACCAAGGUACCCCGGCUGCUAACGGCAUGCUGUACAAUGAUGCUUGGGUGAAGGCCACUAAGCUCAGCUCUUCCGCUGUGCGCUUCCAAGGCAGCUUCGUCAAGAGUGAGGAGUUGGAGGAUCCCUUCAGCAGCCCUGAGGUCGGUCAGCGAAGCGGCGGCCGCAGCAGCGGCAAUCUCAAUUGCAAUAGCACCGACACCAGCCCCAAUGGCAAGAAUCAGCUCACCCCCACGUACACCUCGAGUAUCGGAUCCGGCUAG